CACGCGAGCAGUAUCUCACCAUCCAUCAUCCGGAGUGGCCCUCGACCCGCCACCGUUGACGCAUCUCGACCCAGUCGCGCGCCUCAUCUCGAGCUGAUUCCCAUCCGCGGUUAGCAGCCCCGUUUUUUUCAAAUUCAAUAUUUUUUUCCAGUCCCCGAAGUCGAAUUUCGAAAUUUCCGUCUUUUUUCGUCGCGGUUAGCAGCCCCGUUUUUUUCAAAUUCGACAUUUUUUCCAGCCCCCGAAGUCGAAUUUCGAAAUUUCCGUCUUUUUUCGUCGCGCUUCGCAAGUUCCAGUCCCUUUUUCUGUAAGGUCCUAGAUUCGCUCGUACGUUACUCUUUUACCUUCAUGGGGUUUUUUUCGGAUCGAGUUUUUGAAAAUCGACCGUCGAAAUUGGUUUUACUUUUUUGAAAAUUUUAUCGCGACGCGAUGAGGAUGCGCGGAUUGGAAACGCUCACAAGUGCUGCUCAUAUUUAUUGAUUUUGGAUCGUCGAGGAAAUAUUCCAGCCUUUUCGAUUGCUCCUCUUAGCUAGAUUUUUCACGAGUCCCUCGUAUAUAGUCUUACUGGUUUAUAUCGUGUCUACAAGCCACAGUCAUGUUCGGACCAAUCGUUGGAAUUGUCCGCGAGAACUAUGCAAAAAUACUCCGGGAAAGAGUCUUUGACCCGACGGUGGAUUCGUGGUUCAUGAUGGGAAGUCCUUGGCCAAUCCUCAUCAUAAUAGCCUGCUAUUUAUAUUUUGUCCUCAAACUGGGGCCGCAGUAUAUGGAAAAUAGGAAAGCAUUCAACCUGAAAUAUGUUCUCAUUGCCUAUAAUUUAGCUCAAGUUGUUUAUAAUGCCUUAAUGUGUAGUGUGUUUUUCUCCUCAAAAAAUGUCAUUUAUUACAUGUGGAAUCAUUCUUGUGAGCCCCUAAAUCCUCAUAAAAAUCCUUUGACGUCAACGCUUUAUCAAGUGUCCUGGUACUACAUGUUCUCUAAAUUUAUAGAUUUACUGGACACGGUGUUCUUCGUACUCCGUAAAAAGCAAUCGCAAGUCACGCUUCUUCACGUUUACCAUCAUACCAACAUGGCCUUAUCAACGUGGGCCUACUUAAAAUACUUGAAAGGUGAGCAGGGAGCUCUGAUUGGCCUUUUAAAUUCCGCAGUUCACGUAGUAAUGUAUGGUUACUAUCUCUUGUCUGCUCUCGGACCGCAAGUUCAAAAAUACCUUUGGUGGAAGAAGUACAUAACAAAAAUUCAGCUGGGCCAGUUCGUCAUAAUCAUGACCUAUCUGCUAGGGUUGCUCGUCUACGAUUGCAAACUGCCGAAAGCCCUCACGGUCUACAUGUUUGCCAACUGCUCGAUAUUCCUGGUCCUUUUCUCAGACUUUUACCACAAGGCCUAUCUGAAAUCGGCGAAACGGGCGGCCGAAUCCGCAACUUUGACAGUCUUGCCAGUCUUGCCAAUGGAAGGCAAAAAAAUUCAGUAGAGCCUCGUUGAGCGAGUUCAGUAUGUUCAAUUGUUAAUGAUUUGGUACUAUCACCAAUGCUGUUUGACAUGAGUUUUGCUAAAUUUCGUUCAACGAGUGAGCAAAACCACAUAUCUUGCCUCCGUAAUUCUUUCCAGUUUAUUUGAUUGUAAUUUUGAUAUAUCUGCAUAACUGUACAUAUUUUACGAUUUUACGGACAAACAACGCUCAUUACAGAUAAAGUUCAGGUCUAGUGUUUUGUGCUUAAAUCGACCUUCGAGGUGCCUGAUUCCUCUUAAAUUACUACACCUUGUCGGUCCCUAACAGAAAUUGUCUCACUCUUAAAACGUGUCAUGUUAGACUAAACUUUGUCGGACAGCUUUCUAAUUUUGAAACGCACCUGAUGAUCGCUCUAGGUUUAUUUUGCUGCGGACGACAAAAAUCUGUAGCGAUGCCUUCAAGUUGGCAUCACUGUUUGUAUUCCAUUUAAAUCCAUUAAAAAUAUCGAUUUUAGGCGAGGCUGUAUGCCUAACCUAAAUUAGAUUGCUUUACACACGUUUAAAUGGAGGCAAAUUUUCUUUUCAACUUGAAAGUAUCAGCACUGACGAAAGUUGAAGUCAACGGCAAGGUUCAGAGACCCAGGUAGAAGCCAGUGCAAGGGGCUUGGACCCCCCUUCACCGCGAAAAAAUUAUUCACAAGAAAGGGAGAUCGGCGGGUUUUGCCAAACUCCUACUUUACUUUUGAUACAGUGAUGCAGUAUGGUAACUUUCAUCCUAACUUUCAUCAAAGUAAACAGAGAUUAAUCGAAACAGAAUUAAAUCGAAAUAGCAAAAUCGGUUUCCAAAUGUGAACGAUAGUCAUAUUACGCCGACAGUGAUUUGGAUGAAAGUUGCCAAUAGUAUACCAUUGUCUCAAAAAUCAAGUAGAAGUACAUCGAAUCAUACAAUUUGUUCAUAGUUUGAGUGUGGAUUGUUCUCCUAAUUUAAGAAGUACUUUCCCUCGACUGUCUUUUGUAUAUAUCCAGCUCUGGAAGGAGGUCCACCACGAGGAACACUUGGAUUUGCUCUAGGUAGUGAUUUUUGCGGUUAGAGAAAUCGAACUUCUGUUGUUAAUAUUCUUAGUCAUAAGCUAUAGUUAUUCAAAGCAAUCCCGGUGAGGAUAAAAAUGUAUGACCAUCGUUUUUGUAAGCUCAUCCCCAUGAGCCAGUAUAGUCUUGUUCAAGGAAGUUUUUUAGCCUGAGAAGUAUCAAACGUCCUGAUUUGCUUAAUUCCUAUGUUUCCGCCGAAUGUCAAGUAGGGUGGUUUCACUUUGUUGAAAAAUGUGUAAAUAUAACAGUAUUUUUGUAAAUUGUGAUAAAUUCAGCCACGAUUUGGUGAGUAAAAUUCACUGAAUUUAGUGGGCUGAUUCGAUAAAUAUUUAUUUAAGUUUUAUUUAUAGAAUUAUUGAAGUCAAUUCUGACAAUUUGCCUUAUUUUCAUUCUCGCACUGGAAUCCCGGGUUUAUUUUUGCUUAAGUAUUUGCUUCUAUUUAUCCAAAUGUGCUAAUAUAACAUGAAUUUACGAUAGAUAACUGAUACUACGGUUAAUUGAGUCCCACUUAACACAUUCCGAAUUAAAAAACCGAAGAAAAUAAACAAAACACCACAUUUAUGUGUAUCCAUUCGCGUCUUCUUUUACGGAUGAAACAGUAACUUAAACUCCUCUAAAAUACUGGAAUCUUAUCUGAACGUGAAAAUAAUGGAUAUCUCGCUACUUGAACAUCUGCUGAAAUUCUGUAUUUUCAUAAAUUCAAUCAGAAAAAGAGUCAACUUGCAUUCGAUGUCCAGGAAUUUUGGUUUCCGGGAAAGGUUUUGAAUUUUGGUUAUCCUAAGAAUUUUUAAUCGGCAGCUUCCCUGUGAUAGACUGUCCGCGGUGCUUAGGCUUGUGGCGGAGUCUUGUUUGCCCUUUUAUUCCUAGGCCUUUGUUGCGUUUUGUACUUUUUUUAAUUUAUAAUAUAGCUUUAAGUUCGUCAGUUUUACGUUCAUUUUUAGUUAGCACAAUUGUUUUACUUUAACGCAUUUUUAUUUUUAAUGCCGUAUUUGAAAAAAAUCUUUGCAAUAAAUGAUAAUUUUAUAGUAA
This is a messenger RNA of Bemisia tabaci, 3558 nucleotides long. Its product is annotated as very long chain fatty acid elongase AAEL008004. The record is from RefSeq and is a predicted model, not a curated record. Gene Ontology annotation, molecular function: fatty acid elongase activity. Gene Ontology annotation, cellular component: endoplasmic reticulum membrane. Lineage: Eukaryota; Metazoa; Arthropoda; Insecta; Hemiptera; Aleyrodidae. Gene Ontology annotation, biological process: sphingolipid biosynthetic process; fatty acid elongation, saturated fatty acid; very long-chain fatty acid biosynthetic process.